This is a messenger RNA of Rhodamnia argentea, 1721 nucleotides long. Its product is annotated as zeatin O-glucosyltransferase-like. The transcript is spliced from 3 exons. The coding region runs from base 112 to 1533 and encodes 473 amino acids. Gene Ontology annotation, molecular function: UDP-glycosyltransferase activity. NCBI's taxonomy places the organism in Eukaryota, Viridiplantae, Streptophyta, Magnoliopsida, Myrtales, Myrtaceae. The record is from RefSeq and is a predicted model, not a curated record.
CAAAUUUCGAAAAAAAAGAAGGAGCGCACAACACACCGUAAAACUAAAAUUUCCUCCCACCAAAACCAACAAGACCAUAAUCAUUUCCAAAAACUACCAAACGGCCUAAAAAUGAAAGACGUCUCAGGAUCAGUGGUGGUGAUCAUGGUGCCUCUCCCGGCGCAAGGCCACCUCAACCAGCUCCUCGAGCUCGCCUACCUUGUCGCCUCCCAUGGCAUCCCCGUCCACUACGUGGGCUGCGCCUCCCACAACCGCCAGGCCAAGCUCCGCUCCCACAUCCCGCCAUCAUCCUCGUCCUGCGACGUCUGCUUCCACAACUUCCCAACCCCGCCCUUCCUCUCCCCCGCCCCGAACCCUAAUUCAACCUACAAGUUCCCGUCCCACCUCCAGCCGGCGUUUGAUGCCGCUUCAUUGCUCCGAGGCCCCGUCGCCUCCCUCAUCCGCUCCCUCUCCUUGGAGUCGAGGCGGGUCGUUGUGGUCCACGACUCACUGAUGGGGUCCGUGGUCCAGGACGCUGCCUUAGUCCCCAACGCCGAGAACUACGUCUUCCACUCGGUUUCUGCCUUCGCGCUUUACUGGUACACGUGGGAGGCCACAGGGAGGGUGCUCCCACGGGAGGAGGAGGUCGAUAUUGCGGAGCUUCUCUCCUCCAAGGGCUUCCCGUCCCUCCAGGUCUCCUUCUCCAACGAGUUCUUGAAGUUCAUCGCUUCGCAGCACGAUUUCAAGAAGUUAAGCUCGGGGAGCAUCUACAACACAUGCAGGGUUGUCGAGGACCGUUAUGUAGACUUAUUUGCCAGCGCAACAUCGAACUGCAUCACAACCAAGCACUGGGCAAUCGGGCCGCUCAACACGGUCAAAGUACCCGAAAAGAGUUCUAGAAGAUCAGCUCACGUGUGCAUAAAGUGGCUUGACAAGCAAGCGCCGAGCUCAGUGAUAUACGUGUCCUUCGGCACCACGACGGCUCUGAGUGACGAGCAGAUCCGCGAGAUCGCAAUCGGGUUGGAACGUAGCGGACAGAAGUUCAUCUGGGUAUUGAGGGAAGCUGAUAAGGCGGACAUUUUCAGCGGAGGAGGAGUGACGAGGAAAAUCGAACUGCCCCAAGGGUUCGAAGAGACUGUGGAGGCUCGAGAUUCCGGCAUGGUGGUGAGGGACUGGGCACCGCAGCUGGAGAUCUUGGGGCACCCAGCGACAGGCGGAUUCUUGAGCCACUGCGGGUGGAACUCUUGCAUGGAGAGCAUCAGCAUGGGAGUGCCGAUCCUUGCAUGGCCUAUGCAUUCGGAUCAGCCCAGGAAUGCAGUCUUGAUCACACGAGUCCUCAAGAUUGGACUUAUUGUCAAGGAUUGGAUGAGCCAAGACGAGGUCGUGGAGUCCUCCACUAUCCAAGGUGCCGUGAAGGCGCUCAUGGCGUCGGAGGAAGGGGAGGAGACGAGGAAGACUGCGGCCGAGUUAGGGGCGGCCGUCCGGGGGUCAAUGGACGAGGGUGGAGUUUCUCGGGCCGAGUUGGACUCUUUCAUCACUCAUAUCUCUAGAUAAGUUGUCUCCCCUUUUUUAUUCUGUUUUUAGCAUUAAAGACUUAUCUUAGUUAACCAGAGAGAGAGAGAGAGAGAGAGAGAGAGAGAGAGAGAGAGUCCUAUAUAAAGUCAGUUUGCGAGUGAUUCAACGCAAAAAGGAAUCAAUGUAUAUAUAAAUCAUAUGAGAACUUGUAUCUUCAGUAAGAUGUA